Neoarthrinium moseri is the source of this 1431-nucleotide messenger RNA. RefSeq lists its product as uncharacterized. Bases 1 to 1431 code for a protein of 476 amino acids. The record is from RefSeq and is a predicted model, not a curated record. Gene Ontology annotation, molecular function: acid phosphatase activity. Lineage: Eukaryota; Fungi; Ascomycota; Sordariomycetes; Amphisphaeriales; Apiosporaceae. The transcript has a single exon.
AUGCCGCAGAUCCGGAAGCCGAGUCCCUGGGACCACGACGGUCGUACAAAAGUGGCCCGACGCCGCCAAGCUGAUCGAAGAUGCAUCUUCUUGGUAUUGGCUGUCAUUAUGGCGGCAGGGUUCUGGAGGAAAGCUGCUUGGCUGAUGCCAGCUUUUGCAUCUUUGCCAGCCACAGUGCUCGCGGGCUCAUCCUGUCACUUCAAUCCAUAUGAGCACCUGGGGAACCUGUCACCCUAUUGGAAGCCGGACAACACCCCGAGCUCUCUGCAAUCAGGGACGCCACCGGGGUGUUCCGUCGAGAAGGCAUUUCUUGUUCAUCGGCAUGGGUCGCGUAAUCCCCUCUCAGACGAGAUCGGUGCCAUUCGGAAUCUAUCUUACUACAUCAAUAACAACACAGACUUGUUCUCACAACCACAAACUGAGCUGCCGACUGAAUUCGCCUUCCUCACCAAAGGAUGGAACAGUACAUUCACGACGAAUGAUCUCUCGGCCAUAGGCCGUCAACAGUUGUUCGACCAUGGCGUCGCGCUCAGAUUACAAUAUCCGGACCUACACACGGACGUCGUCCUUGCCGGAGAUCAGGAUCGUGUUGUCGAAUCCGCUGUGUGGUUCAUGGAUGGCUAUUACGGACGCUCCGCAAAUGCAACAGCGACACUCAACCGCAUAGCGGAGGACGACGUGACAGUCUCGUGGAUCACGCCCAUGGACACCUGCGAGGGGUGGAAAUACAGUUUCGGCGGGUCCCUCGUAUCUCAGUGGGGUGUUGUAUACCUGCCUCCCUUGGCGAAGCGUAUCAACGAGGCUCUGAAACCUGCUUAUCCGACAGUCAACUUCAAUUCAAGUCUUGUUCAUGGAAUGCUCUACGCCUGUGCAUAUGGCACCGCAGUAUCUGGGCUCGAUUCGUCGCCUUGGUGCCCUGUCUUUCUGCCGGAAGAGAUUCUGCAGCAUGAAUAUGAAUACGAUCUUCUAAUGCGAGGGGCGUUUGGAUAUGGACUUCCAAACGGUAUGGGGCCAGUCAUCGGUAGUCUUCUCGUUUCCAACAUCACUGCCUUCCUCCAGAAUGAUUCAGGCCCCAACUUGUCUCUCAAUUUUGGUCACGACACAACCAUUGACCUUGGUCUCACCGCACUAGGGCUCGCAGCGGAUUCUGAGUAUCCAGCGGAAGGGCCAGUGAAUGCUACGCGUCUUUGGCGAACUGCGAAGCAAGUCCCUUUCGCUGCGCAGAUGCUCUGGAGAGGGCUUUCAUGCGAUGGCGAAAAGAGAAUACAGUUGCUCCUCAACGAGGCCAACUUCGAUUUAGGUCCUACAGGUUGUGAAAGUGACGACUAUGGAUCCUGCAGCUUAGCAGACUUUGUGGCUGCAGGUACGGUGCAGGCUGCUCUGAAUGUCACUCAUGGUGACGCGAGGUGGAACGCUGCUUGCUCUAUCUAG